Messenger RNA from Penicillium macrosclerotiorum, 1494 nucleotides. RefSeq lists its product as uncharacterized. Bases 1 to 1494 code for a protein of 497 amino acids. The transcript has 2 exons. Lineage: Eukaryota; Fungi; Ascomycota; Eurotiomycetes; Eurotiales; Aspergillaceae. The record is from RefSeq and is a predicted model, not a curated record.
AUGGCUGAUCGGCCUUCCUCGCCUCCGCCCUCCACACUGUCGCCCCGCACUACGGGCCCAUCCGCCUCAUCACUCCGCCGCCGGGGCCUCCCCGGGCGCGCCGCAACUUUCAUAGACGGCCCUUCCUCAGACUGGGCACAACGACGCAACUCGACUCUGUCAGACUCGCUCUCUGAGGCACGUAACUCAAUCCGAUCUUCGACAGAUGAUCUGUUUCUUCCACGGGUCGCGCAGAAAGACCAGGCCCAUGUUGCGACUGAAGAAUCCCACUGGCACUCAGCGCCGCUGGGCCUGGCGCUGUUGCCCGCAAUCGCCGGGGUGUUCUUUCAAGAUGGAAGCUCAUUCGUGACUGAUAUGACCUUAUUGGUGCUUGCGGCGAUAUUUCUAAAUUGGUCUGUCCGGCUACCAUGGGACUGGUAUCGUUCCGCACAAGCAAUUCAGCGCAAGGACGGGAAGUUUGACCCGGCUGUUGAAGGGAUAAUUGAUAAUGAGAUGGACCAGAAUGAAGAAGCAGUCGACGCGCAGGGAGACUCGCAGAGAGACUCGCAGCAGCCUCAAAAGCACCCACGGGUAUCUGUAGAAGCCCAAGCCAUCAGAGAACUCCAGAUCCACGAACUCGUCGCUCUUGCAUCAUGCUUUAUCUUCCCUGUGGUUGGCACAUGGCUCCUACACGCUAUUCGAUCCAGUUUAUCUCGGCCGUCCGAGGGCCUUGUCUCAAAUUACAACUUGACCAUCUUCCUGCUGGCGUCCGAGGUCCGCCCCUUUGCGCACCUUCUCAAACUCGUCCAAGCGCGCACUCUCCACCUCCAACACAUCGUAGCAUCAAUCCACAGCGAGGACUUGAAUCCAGAAAAGCUCCAGGAUCUCACCAAGCGCCUCGAAGAAUUGGAAGCGCAUGUUGCUGAGGCUGCUGCUGCUCGCCUUGCCGCAUCCUCUGCACCGAAGGCCGACCAACCUCCAUCUCCAGAAGCCAACGACGUUCCAUCUAUAAUCGCCCAGGCCGUUGAUGAAUCUCGAAAGGCCCUGAAUCCGGACAUCGAAGCCCUCAACCGCGCUGUUCGCCGCUACGAAAAACGCACCGCCCUCGCCACUCUCCAAGCUGACACCCGUUUCCAGCGGCUUGAAGCACAAACUCGCGACGCGAUCGCCCUCGCCGCAGCUGUGCAGCGAUCUAGUGCAUCACGCCGCCAAAGUUACGCAUUCAUACUUUUUGACUGGGUCUGUGCAUGCAUCGUUGUGCCUGCACAACUCGCGUUAUCUAUCCUUAAUCUCCCUGGCCGCAUCGCAAGUAGCUGCUUACUUGCUGCACAGCGACUACUAGGUCGUCGACAUCCGACCCCAUUGCGCUCAAAAUCUAGCAAAGGCAAAGCCAGAUCGGGUAUUGGGUCUAAGCUCUCCCCCCAAUCUGCACCAAUGUCCAAAGCGCCGGCUUUGCCGUCGCUUACCCAACAGCAGCACCAGUCGUUUGAGUCUGCAUGGGGUGCAUCUCACUAA